Messenger RNA from Kluyveromyces marxianus DMKU3-1042, 4704 nucleotides. It is a transcript of the gene CDR4, whose product is annotated as TIGR00956 domain-containing protein. Gene Ontology annotation, cellular component: membrane. Gene Ontology annotation, biological process: xenobiotic detoxification by transmembrane export across the plasma membrane. Bases 1 to 4704 code for a protein of 1567 amino acids. The transcript has a single exon. NCBI's taxonomy places the organism in Eukaryota, Fungi, Ascomycota, Saccharomycetes, Saccharomycetales, Saccharomycetaceae. Gene Ontology annotation, molecular function: ATP hydrolysis activity; ATP binding; ABC-type transporter activity. The record is from RefSeq and is a predicted model, not a curated record.
AUGACUGCAGAAGAAAGUUCAUCGCAGUCGUCCGUCGAUAUUAGAGACGGCGAGAAGUCGGGUGGUCGCAUCCCUUCUACCCCAGAUGUCAGCAACUACAGCCCUGGCAUCGAUGGUGAGUCCGAACACAGACCCUACUUCGGGUUGGAAAACGAUAUCCAAGAGCAACAGCACAUUCAGAAGCUUGCUCGUACGUUGACCAACUUGUCUAUGGCCAGUAGAAACAGCUCUGGUGCGCAUAUUCCAGCAGGCUCGCACAAGGCUGAGGACCACGACAGUAUUGCGGAAGCUGCCAAGUCCAUCACCAACGAUACCUUACAAAGGAGUUUGUCAAGGGCCUCCCACACCCUAGAAGGUGGUCCAGUGGAUGUCCCAUUUGACGAAAAUGCCAGAGAGUUGGAUCCUCGUUUGGACCCUGAUUCCCCCGAAUUCGACUCCAAAUUUUGGGUCCAAACUAUGCAUCACUUGUUCAACUCCGAUCCCGAGUACUACAAACCUAUGCGUUUGGGUGUCUGUCUGAAAGACUUGAGGGUUUCCGGUGUUUCGAACGAUGCUGAUUACCAAAUCACCGUUGCUAACGUCCCAUUGAAAGUGUAUGAGAAGGUCAAGUCCUGGGUCACCAAGCGUGAUGAAUCGCGUUACUUUGACAUUUUGAAACCCAUGGACGCAUUGUUCGAACCAGGUAGAGUGUGUGUCGUGCUUGGGAGACCAGGUGCUGGUUGUUCCACUUUGUUGAAGACCGUCUCCGCUCGUACUUACGGUUUGACUGUGAGACCCGAAUCGGUGAUUUCCUAUGAUGGUAUCGAUCAAAAGACCAUCGUAAACCACUACAGAGGUGAUGUUAUUUACUCCCCGGAAAUUGACUUCCACUUCGCUAACCUAACUGUGGGUUACACUCUAGAGUUCGCUGCAAGAUGCCGUUGUCCUUCUUCAAGACCUGCUGGCAUCUCAAGAGAGCAAUAUUACAAGCAUUAUGCAGCAGUUACCAUGGCAACCUACGGUUUGUCACACACCUAUAACACUAAGGUGGGUGAUGACUACGUGAGAGGUGUGUCUGGUGGUGAACGUAAGCGUGUCUCUAUCGCUGAAGUGUCCCUAGCUGGUGCUAAGGUCCAAUGUUGGGAUAACGCUACCCGUGGUUUGGAUUCCGCUACCGCUCUAGAGUUUGUCAGAGCUUUGAAGACAAAUGCCUCCGUCACCGGUACCACUCCAUUGAUCGCCAUUUACCAAUGUUCUCAAGAUGCAUACGACCUAUUCGAUGAUGUCUUGGUCUUAUAUGAAGGUUAUGAAAUCUUCUUUGGUACAGCUGAUUCCGCCAAGGACUACUUUGUGGAUAUGGGUUGGGAAUGUCCUCCAAGACAAACGACUGCCGAUUUCUUGACAUCCAUCACUUCGCCAAGUGAAAGAAAGCCUAGACCAGGUUUCGAAAAGACUGUGCCAAGAACCGCUGAGGAGUUCUAUGACCGCUGGAGAUCUUCGCCAGAACAUGCAGAGUUGAGAAACAGAAUCGAUGCUUACUUGAACAAGCACAGCAACGGUCAAGCUGCUCAAACCAUGCACGAUCACCACACAGCUCGUCAAUCCAAGCAUUCUAAGCCUACAUCGCCUUUCUUGAUCUCAUUCGGUAUGCAAGUUAAGGCUGUCAUGGACAGAAACUGGCAGAAGAUUAAAGGUGAUCCUUCCGUGUACUGUUUCAACAUUAUUUCUAACUGUAUCAUGGCCUUGAUUAUCUCUUCUAUGUUCUACAACCAGAAAGCCAAUACCGGCUCUUUCUACUAUAGAACAUCUGCUAUGUUCACUGGUUUAUUGUUCAAUUCCUUCUCCUCAUUGUUAGAAAUUCUUGCGUUGUUUGAAGCUAGAAACAUUGUUGAAAAACAUAAGACCUAUGCUUUCUACCGUCCUUCCGCUGAUGCUUUGGCCUCCAUUAUGACUGAAAUGCCAUCUAAGUUUUUGAUUGCAGUUGGUUUCAACUUGAUCUACUACUUUAUGAUCAAUUUCAGACGUUCUGUGGGUCAUUUCUUCUUCUACUUCUUGAUCGCUCUUACUUCCAUGUUUGCUAUGUCACAUUUGUUCAGAACUGUUGGUUCUGCUUGUGUUUCCUUGCAACAGGCUAUGAUUCCAGCUUCCAUUUUGUUGUUGAUUCUAUCCAUUUAUGUUGGGUUUAUCAUUCCAAAGGGUAAUAUUCUAGGAUGGUCAAAAUGGUUGUACUACUUGAAUCCUAUCGCUAGAUCCAUGGAAGCUAUGGUUGCUAAUGAGUUUGCUGGAAGAGAGUUUGAAUGUUCACAAUUUGUGCCCUCGGGUGGUGAUUAUGACAAACUGCCUCUUCAAAACAAAAUAUGUUCUGUCGUUGGUUCUGAGCCAGGUAAAUCAAUGGUCAGUGGUACGAAGUACAUGAGAUUAUCCUUCGACUACAGGAACGGUCACAGAUGGAGAAACUGGGGUAUCGUUGUCUGCUAUGCUGCCUUCUUCCUUGGUACUUAUUUGCUAUUAAUCGAAUACAACAAGGGUGAAAUGCAAAAGGGUGAAAUGACAAUCUUCCCAAGAUCCACUUUGAAGAAGUUGAAAAAGAAGCAAGGUUUGAAGAAUGACAUUGAAUCCAAUGAUUCUCUCCUCAAAGAUGAGACUGUUGCUGACUCCCAUGAUGAGAAGAGCCACUCCUCUUCUGGUGAUGGUGCAGUGGAAGGUAUUGGUUCCGAUCAAGUCGUUUUCUGGAGAAACAUUUGUUACGACGUCCAAAUUAAGAGUGAAACUAGAAGAAUUUUGAGCAACAUUGAUGGUUGGGUCAAGCCAGGUACAUUAACUGCUUUGAUGGGUUCUUCUGGUGCAGGUAAAACUACUCUAUUGGAUACGUUAGCUAAUCGUGUUACUACCGGUGUUAUUACAGGUGAUGUGUUUGUGAAUGGUAGACCAACGGAUGAGUCUUUCCAAAGAUCUACUGGUUAUUGUCAACAACAAGAUUUACACGGCCGUACACAAACCGUCAGGGAAGCUCUUACCUUCAGUGCUUAUUUGCGUCAACCAUACAAAGUUCCAAAGAAGGAAAAAGAUGAAUAUGUUGAAAAGAUCAUUGACCUUUUGGAAAUGAGAAGCUACGCUGAUGCUCUUGUUGGUGUUACUGGUGAAGGUUUGAAUGUCGAACAAAGAAAGAGAUUAACCAUUGGUGUUGAACUUGUUGCCAAGCCAAAGUUGUUAUUGUUUUUGGAUGAACCUACCUCUGGUUUAGAUUCUCAAACUGCUUGGUCUGUGUGUCAAUUGAUGCGUAAAUUGGCUAGUCAUGGUCAAGCUAUUUUGUGUACCAUCCAUCAACCUUCGGCUAUUUUGAUGCAAGAGUUUGACCGUUUGUUGUUAUUGCAGAAGGGUGGUAGAACUGUCUACUUUGGUGAAUUGGGUAAGGGAUGCUCAAAGAUGAUUGAGUACUUCGAGUCUAAGGGUUCUGAAAAGUUCCCACCAGACUGUAAUCCUGCUGAAUUCAUGUUGCAUGUUAUUGGUGCUGCUCCUGGUUCUCACGUCACGACUGAUUAUCAUCAAGUUUGGCUGGAAUCUCAAGAAUAUCAAGACGUCCAAAAAGAAUUAGGAGAAUUGAUGAAACGUGCUAACCAACCAAUUGAGGACAAUGAUGAAGAUCUCCACAAAGAAUUUGCAACACCUUUCUGGUACCAAUUGAUGAUCAUGACCAAGAGAGUCUUGGAACAACAUUGGAGAUCACCUGGUUAUAUUGUUGCAAAGCUUUGGACUGUCGCUUUUUCUGCUAUUUUCAUUGGUUUCUCUUUCUUUAAGGCUAACAAUACUCUCCAAGGUCUACAAAACCAGAUGUUCUCAUUAUUCAUGUUGAUGAUGAUUUUCAACCCACUUGUUCAACAGAUGUUACCACAAUAUACUGACCAAAGAGAAUUAUUCGAAGUUAAGGAAAGGCCUUCUAAAACAUGUGAUUGGAAGACCUUCGUUUUGGCUCAACUUCUUGCCGAGUUACCAUGGUGUUUGGUAACUGGUUCUUUGGCUUUCUUCUGUUUCUACUAUCCUGUAGGUCUUUACAGAAACUGUCCUGACCAUUAUCAAUUACAUGAACGUGGAGCUCUCUUCUGGUUGAUUUGUGUUUCAUUUACCCUUUUCACUACAACCUUCGGGCAAGUUUGUAUUGCUGGUUUAGAAAGAAGAGAGAAUGCAGCAUUGGUUGCAAACACAUGUUUCAUGAUGUGUAUCUCCUUCUGUGGUGUUUUGGUCUCAAAAGAGCACUUACCUGGUUUCUGGAAAUUCAUGUACUACAUCUCCCCCUUCACGUAUUUGAUCGCAGCCAUGAUGGCUACUGGUAUCAGUAACACAGAGGUGAUAUGUGCAAAGAAGGAAUACUUACACUUCCCACCUCCAAAUGGUCAAACAUGUGGCAAGUAUAUGAAGGCUUAUAUGGAGAAGGCUGGUGGUUAUUUGUUGGAUGAAAACUCUACCACAGAAUGUACUUUCUGUACAAUGUCUCAAACAAACGCUUAUUUGAAGACUUUGGAUAUUCAUUACAGUCAGAAAUGGAGAAACUGGGUUAUCUUUACAUGUUACUCAAUCUUCAAUGUUUUCCUAUUCGUUCUGUUAUACUGGUUGUUCAGAGUUCCUAGAGACCAUGUUUUCUUCAAGAAGUUAGCAGGAAAGAAGGAAGAAUGGGUUGCUUCUAGAAAGAAGAAGAAGGAUGCGAAGGAUGCCGCUAAUCAAGUAUGA